This is a messenger RNA of Ailuropoda melanoleuca (giant panda), 1995 nucleotides long. Its product is annotated as tumor necrosis factor receptor superfamily member 10A-like. Gene Ontology annotation, molecular function: protein binding. The transcript has 11 exons. Bases 86 to 1276 code for a protein of 396 amino acids. The record is from RefSeq and is a predicted model, not a curated record. Lineage: Eukaryota; Metazoa; Chordata; Mammalia; Carnivora; Ursidae. Gene Ontology annotation, biological process: positive regulation of apoptotic process; TRAIL-activated apoptotic signaling pathway. Gene Ontology annotation, cellular component: plasma membrane; cell surface.
AACAGUCGCAAAAAAUAGGCGGAGCCGGACCCUAUAAAUACGGGCUUCUGACGGCGCUUCCCGCUGUUUCCAGACGGCGGCGACCAUGGGCGUUUUGUGGCGAACCCUGUGCGGCCUGUGCCUGUGCGUCCUGCCGCUGAUUAGCGGAGCGGCGGUGCCCCUGUCGGGUGGUGAGCCCAACUGCGGCCCGGAUGAGUACAAGCCUGACGGUCUCGGCCUGUGCUGCAGGAAGUGCCCGGCCGGCUUUCAUGUCAGCAGACACUGCGGUGUAAACCAUGGCGUGCCGAUAUGUAGCCCGUGCGAACCCGGAAGCUUCCUCACGUACCCAAACGGGGAGACAAACUGCCAACUGUGCGCUAAGUGUCGGGAGGACCAGGAGAUGGUGGCUGCGUGCACGCGGACCAGCAACCAGAAAUGUCAGUGCAAGACCGGGAGCUUCUACUGUGGAGACUCAGACUGCACAGAGAGUUGCUACCGGUGUCAAAGAUGUUCCGGCGCUACCCUUCGGCCCUGCAAUGCCACAAGUGAUACAGUCUGCUACACAGAGCCUGGUCCAGAGGCCCCAGGAAACGAGAAAUCCCAGUAUGUGAUCGGCUACACUGUCGCCGUCGUCAUCGCCGUCGCCGUUCUUUUCCUCAUCGUUUACUGCUGUAAAAGGAAAAGGAAAUUAACAUCAGGUGUGUGGCCUCACCACUGGCUGGUCAGCUUCUGGAAAGGACGGGCAGAAGGACCAGGCAGCAAUAUUUGCCAUCAGCACAGUGAGUCGCUGCUGCCCUCGAAUCCUGAGAGGGACGGGCCAGCUCCUGACUUAGAAACGUCCUCGUCAUGUCGCCAGCCGGAGGAGGAGAGCGCCGCCUUGCAGGCCGAGGCUGGGCCCCAGCAGGCCCCCUCAGAGGAGCUGGAGGAGGGCGCCUCGCUGCAGCAGACGGUGGUCGGGGGGAGCCCUGCAUCCCCAGAGCAGGCGCUGUGCGUUGUGGCUCCGGCUGCCCCUGGGCCGCAGGACCAGCCCGCAGCGUCCCCGUCCCUCAGGGCCCUGGAGCAGGAGUAUGAAACUGAGUAUUUCGUGAAAGAUUCGUCCAAUGAAGGCGGGAUCUACUAUGGAUUUGAAAAAUGGAUUUCCGACAAAGACUGGAAGACAUUUAUGAGGCUUGUCGGCCUGGAGGACAUCGAUAUUGAGAACUGCGAGUGCGAAAACCGCAACAACGUGACGGAGCAGCACCCACCAGAUGCUCCUGAGGUGGAGAACGCAGCUGGGACGGGAGGCCUCGGUUUUUAAACUGUUCGCUGCCCUCCGUAAGAUGCAGCUGCACAUGCAUCUGGAAAAUAUCAUCAACGGGUUACUUGCGGAAGGCAUCCUGGGCAGACGUGGGGACACCUCACAGAUUCGAUCUGGCUCGGGGUUAGGCCUCUAAGUGGGAUCCUGGAUGGAUGUGAUCUGACCUCCUUUCCCAAUUUAUACCUUACUGGAAACUUCUUGAAUUCCUGAUAUAGUUGGGCAUAUUUUCUAAGUCAGUCCUGCAGAAAGUGCGUAAUGGGGAGAUCAGUUCUAUGUGCCAGGGAGAGUGGUUCCUGCCAGGGCAAGACUAAUUGUGGGGACUGUCUGUGGCCAAGGUGGCAGAGGUGGGCGGGAUCUAAGUGGAAUCCAGGAGUCCUGAGCUGCUUGGGCACUGUGCUGGCUCCCCUCACAUUCUCCACACCUUUCCCUAGCCACUGAGGCUGCACUUUGGCUUUCUCACGUGGUCAGGUCUUAGAUCUCAGAGAUCUGGGACGUCCCCAUGACCUAGAACACGGCAUGUGUGUUACUAAGGUUCUCGUAAAUCAGUAGAUCACUACAUAACUCAGUGACCCGCAGCCAAGGCUUUUAUAACAUCUGUUGUAUAUGUUUAAGUUUUUAUUUUUAAGUGUAGUUAACAUUGUCAGUUUUAGGUGCAGAACUUAAUAUUUUAAUAUUAUGCUGUAUUUAUCAGAAGUAUAGAUUCCAGUUAUAUUAUUGCA